ACAGUUUUAUAAGAAUAAUUAAUAAAAAUAAUACAAAAAUAACAAAUCCACAGGUGCUUAUCGUGAACUUCGCAGUCGAUUAGCUACGCUCCACCAGUUUGGUCUUCUUGGGCAUAGCCGCAGCAGAACACCAAGAUGUCCCUCUCGAAGCCACUUUAUUCGCUCUUUGGCACUUAUCUGGAGCAACUUUUCAAUCAUCCGGUUCGCACGAAGUCCAUAACAGCGUGCAUUUUGGCUACCUCGGCCAAUGUGACAUCGCAGCGUCUGGCCGGGGCACAGAGAUUGAACCAGAACAGCGUCUUUGCCUAUGGACUGUUUGGUCUGCUCUUCGGUGGAAGUGUUCCCCACUACUUCUACCAGACCGUGGAGCGUCUCUUCAGCCAUGAUUUGCGCUUCAGGAAAUUCUAUUUGUUCUUGUCUGAACGACUAGUCUAUGCCCCCAUCUACCAGGCGCUUUCCCUCUACUUCCUGUCACUGUUCGAGGGCAACUCCCACGGCACGGCUCUUAAGAAUGUCGAGAAAUUGUAUUUGCCCCUGCUGAAGGCCAACUGGCAGUACUUGUCCUUGUUUGUGUAUCUGAACUUUGCCUAUGUGCCGCCCAUGUUCCGUUCCAUUAGCACGGCCAUAAUAUCCUUCAUUUGGGUAGUUUAUAUUGCCAAGAAGCGUCGACGUUUCGCGGAUAAGCAGGCUGCUGACAAGUCCAAAUAAACAUUCCAUUGCGGACACCAAGACUUUCCAACUAUAUUAAUGUUGCUUUAGCUUAAUAUUCAGAUUACCAACUAGAUUUCAAAGGCAUUACCAUUAUCUUUGUUGCGUUUAAACGCAGAUUGCGAAAACUAUUGCGAGUCCGAUACGUUUCUGAGAUUCGUGUGUGGGCUUGAGAUAAGCACAACAACAGGAACAACAGACAGCCUUAUCGUCUGGUUGUAUUGUAAAACCCUUUAUUUUUUUUUCUUUUACGUGCCCAAAAUAAACGUAUUCAUUCGA
Molecule: messenger RNA, 987 nt
Organism: Drosophila obscura
Lineage: Eukaryota; Metazoa; Arthropoda; Insecta; Diptera; Drosophilidae
Product: peroxisomal membrane protein 2
Exons: 4
Coding region: 136-708 (190 amino acids)
Cellular component (GO): cytoplasm; membrane
Source: RefSeq, a predicted model, not a curated record